AUGGCGAUGCGACCUUAUCAAGGAGGACAUUUUGAGGAAAUCGGAUCCGAAGAGGCACACACGAUCGAAACGUUUGAACGACGCAUAGGUGGCACUCCAUAUAGUGAGCCCCAACGACAAUAUUCCAGUCAAGAACACACCGAAAGACGAACCUUUGGACGAGAUGAGAACGGCGAACUGGUUGUGAAAAUCGAGAAGAAUGUAGGGUUUUGA
Cooperia oncophora is the source of this 213-nucleotide messenger RNA. The record is from the annotation of a GenBank genome assembly. Lineage: Eukaryota; Metazoa; Nematoda; Chromadorea; Rhabditida; Trichostrongylidae.